CUCGCCCCCGUUGCGUUCGUCGCGCGCCGCUCUUUUCCUUGUCUCGCCUUCCAUGGCUCGCUCGAUUACCUUCUCGCGUCCGUUUGCUGCUUUGCUCUGCUUGAUCGCCCCGCUCUAUAUCCAGACCGCCCACGCCGCCGUCGCGGUCGCUUCUCCCGCCUCCCCGCCUCCCGCAAACGCCAAUGUCGUCUACUCGAACUUCAUGGGCGUCUCGCUCGAGCUCUCCUUCAUCAACUACUACUUUGGCAACUCGACCGACCAGAUACCCCAGCCGGUCGUGAGCUACCUCUCCGCGCUCCAGACCCGUGGGUCCGGGAAGCCCGUGCGCCUGCGGCUUGGGGGCAACUCGAUGGACAGCUCGACCUAUGUCCCUAGCCAGCCCGACAUCAUCGAGUUCACGGAUCCCAACGCGAACUCGAACGACCAACCGGUGAACUACGGCCCUCAGCUGUUUGAUGUGAUGAAGGGCGUCAGCACCGCCGUUGGCGGCGCCCAAUUCCUCAUCGGUCUGAGUUUGCGGACACCGAACAGCACGAACAUCCCACUUCUUGCCGGCGAUGCCGAAACCGCCCUGGGUGACGACCUUGAUGCCUUCCUAUUGGGAAAUGAGCCCGAUUUGUACACCGCACACGGGAACAGGCCGAACCUGCAAAACUACACCACAAACGACUACAUCGGUGAUUACGCAACCGUGUUUGGAGCCCUCCAGGACACGCCAAAGGGAGACGUACUCUCCCAGGACAAAAUUGCGGGGCCGACCAUCUGUUGUUUUUGGGACCUGGCAUCCGUCCUGCAGUCCGGCUGGCUCGACAAGUACGCCGACCGGCUGAAGUACAUCACCCUGCAGCACUACCCGCAGAACAACUGCCAGGGCAAGCCGCAGUACGGCAUCGACUACUAUACCUCGCACGCGAACGCCGUCGGCCUCGCACAGUGGCAGCAGAACGGCCUGGACUACAUCGCGGGCAGCCCGAAUCGCAAGCCAGUGCUCAUGGACGAGUUUAGCUCUGCGUCGUGCGGCGGUGUACCCGGCAUCUCGGACACAUUCGCGGCAUCGCUCUGGGAGGUCGACUACGCGCUGCAGAUGGCGCUGACCGGCUACGCGGGCGCGUACCUGCACACACGGGAGCGCGGUGUCACGUACAACCUGUUCGACCCGCCCGACGCGGUCGCGGGCGGCGCGGGCGCGUGGACGACGAACCCGAGCUUCUACGGGAUGCUGCCCGUCGCGGAGGCGCUGCAGGCUGCGAACGGGAGCCGUGUCGUCGAUCUGAACCUCGCGAAUUCGAUCAAGGACACGAAGGCGACCGCGGCGGGGUACGCGAUCUACGACGGGUCCGCCCCGACUGUCCAUAGCCUCGUCAUGUUUAAUUUCGCGAACGCGUCGGGCGCCAUGUCGGACUACACUAUCGACGCAUCGCUCGUGCCUUCGAACAACACCGACAUCACUAUCCGGUACCUCACAGCGCCGUCCGUGAACGAGAAGACGAACAUCGCGUGGGGUGGGAAGACGUAUGCGGGCGUCGGAGAUGGCGUCGCCGUCGACGCGACGUUCUCUAGCAGCGUGCCGGACAAGACGACCUCGUGCGCGGGCGGCUGUACGAUCCAGGUCCCGGGUCCCGGCCUCGCCGUCGUCUUCCUCGGGGGCGUCCCGACCAUCUCGAAGCCCGCGAACACCUCUCCGAACUCCACCGCGGGCGGCGCGUCGCCGUCAGGCAGUGCCGCUGCGAGCCACACGGGUGGCGCAUCGCGCUCCUCCGUCGUGAGCCUGGGCGCGCUCGCCGCCGUCCUGCUCGCUGCAUGUACCAUGUUGUGAUUUGACUUUUACUUUUGGGACUUCUCGUCGAUACAGACACUCGCUCUCAGUCGCUGUGCUCUAGGGACUACUUGUUGUUAUCGAGAUUUAUAGUACAGUAAAUAUACCAUACCUGCCGCAUGUAUAUUCCGGUCACACUCGGCCUCCGACGCGGUCGGCGGUUCCAUAUGCAUGUGUCGCAUUAAUCGUUAUACCACAAAGUCUUCCGCCUCAU
Trametes versicolor FP-101664 SS1 is the source of this 2030-nucleotide messenger RNA. RefSeq names its product glycoside hydrolase family 79 protein. The transcript is spliced from 5 exons. Lineage: Eukaryota; Fungi; Basidiomycota; Agaricomycetes; Polyporales; Polyporaceae. The coding region runs from base 53 to 1816 and encodes 587 amino acids. The record is from RefSeq and is a predicted model, not a curated record.